AUGAAAUUAGAUUAUUUAAAAGCUAGAAAUAAAAAAGAUAAUGGAAAUUUUCUUUAUGAAAAUAAUUAUGAUAAAGAAAAAACUGAAAUAGUAGAUAUUUGUAAAGAUAAUAAUUUACAAAAAGAAGAAAAAAUUGAUAAAAAUGAAGGAAGACUCAAGAUGCAACAAUCUUUUGAGAUGGAGAAUAAAACAUUAAAUGAUGAAGUAAAAGAAAAUGAAAUAAAUAAUAUAAAUGAAAAUUCAAUGAUUGAAAAAAAAAGCAACGAAUUUAAAAGUAAUAAUAAUUAUAUUAUUUCAUUAAAUGAAGAAGAUUUAAAAAGUGAUAACAUUUGUGAAAGUAAAGAAACAUCUAUAUCAGCAGAAGAAAAAAUUAAGUCUGAAAAAUAUCAAGAAGAUAUAUCACAUAAUAAUUGUUUAAAUAAUAAAAAUAAUUAUAAUUUAGUUAAAGAAAUAAAUUGCGCAGAAAACACAAAAAACGAAAUAUUUGAAAAAGUAAAAAAUAGUAAAAAUGAAGAGAAUGCUAAGGGUGAUAGCCAAUUUAAUACGAAUAAAAAAACAAAUACCUGCGUAUAUGAAAAAAAAGAAUUAUGCGAUAAUACAUGUAAAAAAAAUAACAAUGUAAAAAGUAAUUCAUUUAGCUCAGAUAAAAAAAUUCAAAACAAUGAUAUAAAAUGUGUUAAUGAUAUAAAAAUUGAUAAUUGUCCAUUGAUUGAAGAUAGUACAAUAAUAACUAAAAAUUAUAUUAAAAAUAUUGAUAUAUUUAAGUACAAUGAAAAAGAAAAAAUGAUAGAAUUACAUAAGAAUGAUAAAAAUACAAAUAUAAAUAUAUAUAAGCGUAUGUAUCAGUCAUACAUUCUUUUAAAGAGAGAACAUCAAGAAUUAAUAGAAGAAAAUAGAAAAAAAAUAGAAAGAAAUAAAAAAUUAAAAUAUGAAUUACAAAAUCUAAAGAAUAAUAAUUAUUAUUCUAACUUUUUUUUUAGACAUGAUUCAGAUAAUCUGUUUGAUGAUUUAGCAUCAGGAUUUAGUAGUAUUUUAAAAUGGAUAAAUAUAGAAAACAAAAUUGUUCAGAAAAAUCCUAUUAAUAAUAAUCAAAAAAACAAUAAUAAUUUUUUACAAAAUGAUAAGAAUGCAGGAAAGAAUUGUCAAAUAAUUUCACAAAAUAAAAUAAAUAUAAAAAAAAAAAAAAAAGUCAUAUAUCAAAAACAGGAAAGCAAAUUAUUAAAUAAUGACUUAAGUAGUAAAAAAAAAGAUUUCAUAAAAAUUGAGCAUCAUCAUAAUAAAGAAAUACAACAAUUAAAUCAGAAAAUUUUAAUUAAUGCAAACAAAGGUGAUAAAUUAAAUAAAAAUGAAAUAUGUGAAAACGAUACAUUUAAAACUACUAACGAUACUAUGAUUCAUGAUGCAUGUAUUGUUGAAAACAACGAAGAUAUAAAAAACAUUACUAAAAAGGGAUUAAAGGAAAAUAGUACUAAUAAUAAAAAUAUAGAUGAAAACUUAAUAAAAAAUGAUAAUUUUAUAAGUGAAGAAAAUAUUAGUAAUGAAAAAAAGGUUGAUACAAACUUGAUAUAUAAAGAAAGCUUUAUAAGUAAUGAUAAAGUUGAUUGUGAUAAGAGUAUAAAUAAAAAUGUUGAAAAAAAAGAAAAUUUUAUAAAUAAUGAAAAUGAUAUUAGUGAUGACAAAAGUUUAGAUAAAAGUUUAAUAAGUGAUAAAAAAUUAGAAGAAAAUAAUUUAUCUUUUCAUGUAAAUGAUAACAUAAGUAUUAAUAAUAAAUGCUUUGAUAAAAACAAAAAUAUAGGAAGAAAUAAAAAUAUAGAAAAAGAUUAUAACACAAAAGAAAAAAUAAACGUUUCAAACAUUCCAAAAAAAAAAGAAGGGACUUCAAAUUUAGUUAAUAGUAGUAAAGUUCAAAAAAUAAAAAAAAAUUCUUUCUUAUGGGAAAAGGAAAAUGCUUUUAAAAAAAAGGAAAUUAAAUAUUAUUAUAACAAGGAAUGCGAAAAAGCAAAAUGUUUUUAUAAACAGAAUAACUCUUUGUUACUAAAUGAUUCAAUAAAUGAAAAUAUUAUUGAUUAUAUAAAAAAAAAAUUAAAUAAUAGAAUUAGGAAUAUGAAAAAGAUAUCGAAAAAUGGGAAUUUGGAAAAAUCUGUAUUCCAUAUAUGCAAUUACAAGGAAGACAAGUAUAUUCCUCUAAAUUUAAGUCAUUUUUUUAUAAUUAAUGAAAAUAUGCAUUCAGAUAUAGAUCUUAGUUUAAAUCAUUUAAAAAAUAUUGAUUUUAUUUUAAAAAAAAAAAAAAAAAAAAAUUUAAUUAAUAAAAGUAACAAUAUAAAAAAAAAUAUUAUAAUGUAUACAUCAAAUGAUGGGAAUAAAGAUAAGCAUUUAAAUUUGACUAAUGAUUUAAGAAAAAAUGUUACAAAUAAUAUUAAUGUACAAAUGAAUAAAAAUAAUAAUUCACAUUAUAAUGAAAUAAAUAUUAGAGAUAUUUAUGAUGAUUAUCCGAAAAAAAAAAAGGAUUACAACUUCAAACAUUCUCAUAUAAAUUGUAAUUAUGAAAAUGGUGAAAACUCAAAAGAGAAAAAAUUUUAUUUUUUAAACAAUAUAAAAGAGAAAUAUUUUUGUAUAGUUAAUAAAUCAGGUAAAAAUAUGAUAAACAAGAAUUUUAAGAAUAUUAAAAAUAAAUCAAUGAAAAAAAUAUAUACAAUUAUUCAGAAAAACAAUAUUAAUUUUAUAUUUAAUAGAAUAGGUGGUAUAGAAAAAAAAAAUAAUAAAAAUAACAAAACAAGCAUAUAUAAAUUUAAAUUGAUUAAUAAUAGGAAAAAUGAAAUAUCGUUACAUAUAUUAAAGAAAAAUUCUAAAUAUAGAAUGAUUUUUACUAAUGUAUUUCCAAACAAUAGUCUGUUUUAUCAUAAAAAAUAUUUUAUGUUAAGAACAAAAAAAUUCCCAUUUUACAAGGGUAUAAUAAAUAAUAAUGAUAGAGAGAGAGAAUUUUUAAAAGAAAAGAAAAAAAAAAUAGAAAUUGAAAACAUUUUAAAAUAUAAUGUAAAUAAAAAUGAAAAUAAUAUUUUUUUUAGCAAUAGCAUAACAAAUAAAGAAUAUAUUUUAAAAAAAGAAAACAAAAUUUUUAAUGAAAAUAAUAGCAUCAUUAAAAAGGAUUGUGCAUAUAAAAAUAACUCUGAAGAAGAAUACGAAGUGGACAUUUAUGAUAAAAAUGAGAGUAUUGAAAGAAUUAUGGAGUAUACAAAGUCUGAUGAGGUAAGUAUAAUUACAAGAAAGGAAGUAGAAAGUACAUCUAAUAAUGAAGAUAUUAUAAAAAUAGAAAAAAUGAAACAAGAAAAAGAUAAAUCAAAUAAAAUAAAUGAAAAAAUGAAAGAUGAUAUAUUUGAAAAUAAUGUUGAUAUUUCGGUAAACAGUGAGCUUUUAAAACAAUUUAAAGAGUUAUUAACAGAACAUAUAGAAUCACUAAAUAUUUUAAGUAAAAAAAUCGAUAAAAUAGAGAAUGAAAACAAUUGUGAAGUAAUAAUAAUGGGAAUAAAGCUCGUACUAAAUGAUAAAUAUAUAUUUUUACUAGUUGAUGCAUUAAAUAGUAUAGAAAAUAUAGUAUGUAAAUGGAUUAAUAAAAAUAAGGAAAUAAUUAAAAGUUAUAUAAGAAGUAACUCUAAAAUUUAUAAAUUUUUUAAGUAUUAUGAUAUAAACAUAUAUAUUUUUUUUUGCAACCUUUUAAAUAUUCUAGAAAAUUAUAUUGAACAAUUCCCUUUUUAUUUUUCAAUUUCAUUUGAAGACUUGUUCUAUGUAUUUUAAUAA
Messenger RNA from Plasmodium relictum, 3795 nucleotides. The record is from the annotation of a RefSeq genome assembly. NCBI's taxonomy places the organism in Eukaryota, Apicomplexa, Aconoidasida, Haemosporida, Plasmodiidae.